UGCUUUGAAACAAAGGAAGUUAUUGUGGGGGUGUUGUCAUCAGUAAACUGUUUGUCCUGACAGCUGCCCACUGCAUACUAGACAAGAAUAGGCGAAUGACUGUAACUGUGGGCAUACACGAUCUAAAGGUGAAGGAGAGCUUUACCCAGGUGAUUCCCGUUGCAAAAGCAUUCCUUCAUCCGGACUAUUACAGAGACAAGGGCAUAACAAUGACAUUGCUGUCCUGAAACUGGAACAGAAAAUGAAAAUGACUGAUAAAGUUUUUCCUCUCAAAUUGCCGACUCAUCCAGUGAAAGCAGAUACGCCUGUGGUGGUCACCGGUUGGGGAAGAACCAUGUCGGAAACUAAAAAAACUACUCUACAAGAGAUAGUUACCCGGACCAUCACUGUUCAGAAAUGCAAGGAGACUUUUCGGUUCGUGGACGAAACCAUAAUCUGCACACGUGCGACGAAUGUUAGCCCCUGUAAUGGCGACUCAGGGGGUCCAGCGAUGCACGAAGGCUAUCUUGUGGGCCUCGUUUCCUUCGGCACGAAGGUUGUAAACAGACAUCCCUCAAGGAUUUACUAGUGUUUAUCAUCACCUCAAAUGGAUCGAGCGCGCAAUGCACCCUAAUUACACGGAUCCCAAUGGAUGCGGUAUUUUGGAUCUGUCUUUAGUACUUAUUGUAUUGGCUCAACUAUUUCUGUACUGGAUAUAGGAGUGUUUAUAUUGAUUUUGUUCAUCAAUGCAUCCUUUGUGUGUUUAUCAACUAACUAUACAUAGUCGAUAAAUAUUUUUAAGGGACUCUGAGUUCCAUUUAAGUAGUGUGGAAAUACUUCAUUUGCAUGUUUCAUUUUAU
This is a messenger RNA of Penaeus vannamei (Pacific white shrimp), 839 nucleotides long. The record is from RefSeq and is a predicted model, not a curated record. Lineage: Eukaryota; Metazoa; Arthropoda; Malacostraca; Decapoda; Penaeidae.